Molecule: messenger RNA, 4390 nt
Organism: Drosophila willistoni
Lineage: Eukaryota; Metazoa; Arthropoda; Insecta; Diptera; Drosophilidae
Gene: PCB
Product: pyruvate carboxylase, mitochondrial
Exons: 7
Coding region: 310-3903 (1197 amino acids)
Biological process (GO): gluconeogenesis; pyruvate metabolic process
Cellular component (GO): cytoplasm
Molecular function (GO): metal ion binding; pyruvate carboxylase activity; ATP binding
Source: RefSeq, a predicted model, not a curated record
UAGCUUUGGUUUGAACGGUUCCAAGUUCCCAGAAGGAAGGAUUUUCAUUGCAGUUACGUGGAACGUGUAUGUGAGAUAGUUCGAAAAACACCGCACCAAAUAUACAUAUACAUAUAGACGGCGAAAUUUUGUUGGUUCUUUUUCGGCUAAAACACAAACUGUACUCGUAGCAAAAAAAAAAAAAAAAGGAAAUCUAUUAAUUAAUAGGUUUUUAGCCAGGAUAAAGUAAAGGUUAGCGCCGGGCGCUAAUUUACUCUCUUUUUUUUGCAUUUCUUCAUUUACAGUUAAGUUAAAAAGUAGAGCCACACCAUGUUCAUACCGGUGGCCCAGAGCGCUUUCAAAACUUUGCGCCAUGCGCAACCGCGCGUGAGACUCUAUUUCAUCAAUAAGAAUGGCUACUCCAGUCAGGUGGAAUAUAAACCAAUACGUUCGGUGCUGGUGGCCAAUCGUGGUGAGAUUGCCAUACGUGUAUUCCGUGCCUGUACCGAAUUGGGAAUCAAAUCGGUGGCCGUCUACUCGGAACAGGAUAAAAUGCAUAUGCAUCGCCAGAAGGCCGAUGAAUCGUAUAUGGUGGGCAAGGGUUUGCCACCGGUGGAGGCCUAUUUGAACAUUCCAGAGAUCAUACGUGUGUGCAAAGAGAAUGAUGUGGAUGCUGUGCAUCCUGGUUAUGGUUUUCUCUCAGAGCGCAGUGAUUUUGCCCAGGCUGUGAUCGAUGCUGGUCUUCGUUUCAUUGGCCCCUCACCGAAGGUGGUACAAAAUAUGGGUGAUAAGGUGGCUGCUCGUGUCGCUGCCAUUGAGGCAGGAGUGCCCAUUGUGCCGGGUACCGAUGGCCCAGUGACCACCAAAGAGGAGGCUCUUGACUUCUGCAAGAAACAUGGACUACCAGUGAUUUUCAAAGCUGCCUAUGGCGGUGGUGGACGUGGCAUGCGUGUGGUACGCAAAAUGGAGGAAGUCGAAGAGAGUUUUCAGCGUGCCAGUUCUGAGGCGAAGGCUGCCUUUGGCAAUGGAGCCAUGUUUAUUGAGAAGUUCAUUGAACGUCCGCGGCACAUUGAGGUGCAAUUGUUGGGCGACAAGGCUGGCAAUGUGGUGCAUCUGUAUGAACGUGAUUGUUCGGUGCAACGUCGUCAUCAGAAGGUCGUGGAGAUUGCCCCCGCUCCACGUUUGCCCACCGAAAUACGCGACAAGAUGACCGAAGCGGCUGUUCGUUUGGCCCGUCAUGUGGGCUACGAAAAUGCUGGAACUGUGGAAUUCUUGGCCGAUGAGUCGGGUAACUUUUACUUUAUCGAAGUGAAUGCCCGUCUCCAGGUGGAGCAUACAGUGACUGAAGAGAUUACUGGCAUUGAUUUGGUCCAAUCACAAAUUCGCAUUGCCGAGGGCAUGACUUUGCCCGAAUUGGGUUACACUCAGGAUAAGAUUCAACCACGUGGCUAUGCCAUUCAGUGCCGUGUGACCACUGAGGAUCCUGCCAAUGAUUUCCAACCCAAUACAGGACGUCUGGAGGUCUUCCGUUCCGGUGAGGGUAUGGGUAUUCGUCUAGACAGUGCCUCAGCCUAUGCUGGAGCCAUUAUUUCACCCUACUACGACUCCCUGUUGGUUAAGGUUAUUUCACAUGCCAGUGAUCUGCAGAGUUCCGCCUCCAAGAUGAAUCGUGCUCUGCGCGAAUUCCGUAUUCGUGGUGUCAAAACCAAUAUUCCCUUCCUACUCAAUGUGCUGGAGAAUCAAAAGUUUUUGCAUGGCGUUCUGGAUACCUAUUUCAUUGAUGAACAUCCACAGCUCUUUAAAUUUCGUCCCACACAGAAUCGUGCCCAGAAAUUGCUCAACUAUUUGGGUGAAGUUCUAGUCAAUGGGCCACAAACUCCAUUGGCCACCGGUUUGAAGCCAGCCGAAGUUAAUCCUCAUGUGCCAACUGUCCCAUUGGACUUGUCCCCGGAAGCAUUAGAACGUGAAGAACGUGGUGAGGCCAAAGUGACAGAACCUCCACAGGGCUUGCGUGAUAUUAUUGUACGUCAGGGUCCGGAGGCUUUUGCCAAGGAAGUGCGUGGCCGCAAGAACUUAAUGCUGAUGGACACAACUUUCCGUGAUGCCCAUCAAUCGUUGCUGGCCACCCGUGUGCGUUCCCAUGAUCUGUUGAAGAUCUCUCCGUAUGUGGCGCAUAAGUUUAACAAUUUGUACUCAUUGGAGAAUUGGGGAGGUGCCACUUUCGAUGUCGCACUGCGUUUCCUGCACGAAUGCCCAUGGGAACGUUUGGAGGAGAUGCGCAAGCGCAUACCGAAUAUUCCAUUCCAGAUGCUCUUGCGUGGCGCCAAUGCCGUAGGCUAUACCAGUUAUCCGGAUAAUGUGGUCUACAAGUUCUGUGAACUGGCGGUGCAAACUGGCAUGGAUAUCUUCCGAGUUUUCGACUCUUUGAAUUAUUUGCCCAAUUUGAUUUUGGGGAUGGAAGCAGCUGGUAAAGCUGGUGGUGUAGUUGAGGCAGCCAUUUCCUAUACUGGCGAUGUCAGCGAUCCCAAGAGAACCAAAUACGAUCUGAAAUACUAUACCAAUCUGGCCGAUGAGCUGGUCAAGGCUGGAACUCAUGUGCUCUGUAUUAAGGAUAUGGCUGGUUUGUUGAAACCCGAAGCCGCUAGACUUUUAAUCACUGCCAUUCGUGAUAAGCAUCCCGAUGUUCCAAUCCAUAUCCAUACCCAUGACACUUCGGGAGCCGGCGUGGCCUCUAUGCUGGCUUGUGCUCAGGCCGGUGCCGAUGUAGUCGAUGUUGCCGUCGAUUCUAUGAGCGGCAUGACCUCGCAGCCCAGCAUGGGUGCCGUGGUGGCCUCCCUGCAGGGCACUCCUCUGGAUACCAAUUUGGAUUUGCGUGAUGUGUCGGAAUACUCGGCCUUCUGGGAGCAAACUCGUACUCUAUAUGCUCCAUUCGAGUGCACCACCACGAUGCGUUCGGGCAAUGCUGAUGUCUAUCUGAAUGAGAUUCCCGGCGGUCAGUACACGAACUUGCAGUUCCAGGCCUUUUCAUUGGGUCUUGGCGAUUUCUUCGAGGAUGUCAAGAAGGCAUAUCGAGAGGCCAAUUUGCUUCUCGGAGACAUCAUCAAGGUGACACCAUCGUCCAAGGUGGUUGGUGAUCUUGCCCAGUUUAUGGUGCAGAAUAAUCUGACUGCCGAUCAGGUUCUGGAGAAGGCCGAGGAGUUGUCGUUCCCCAAAUCGGUGGUCGAGUAUUUGCAGGGAUCAAUUGGUAUUCCACAUGGCGGUUUCCCAGAACCUCUGCGCUCCCGUGUACUCAAGGAUAUGCCACGCAUUGAGGGACGUCCCGGUGAGGAGCUUGAGCCAUUGGACUUUUCCAAGCUGAAGGAGGACCUGAAGGAAUCUCAUGCCAAUAUCAGUGAUCGCGAUGUUAUGUCCGCGGCCUUGUAUCCUCAGGUUACCAAUGAUUAUCUACAUUUCCGUGAGAAGUUCGGACCAGUCGAUAAAUUGGAUACGCGCAUCUUCCUUACUGGACCCAAAGUGGGAGAAGAAUUUGAAGUCUCUUUGGAGAAGGGUAAGACACUCAGCUUGAAGGCCAUGGCCAUGGCAGCUGAUCUGAAACCCAAUGGCGAUCGGGAAGUCUUCUUUGAAAUGAACGGACAAUUGCGUACGGUUCACAUUCUGGACAAGGAAGCUGUUAAGGAAAUCCAUGUCCAUCCCAAGGCCAACAAAUCGGUCAAGAGCGAAGUUGGUGCCCCCAUGCCGGGAACAGUUAUUGAUAUUCGUGUCGAUGUUGGUGACAAAGUGGAGAAGGGUCAACCUUUGGUUGUUCUCUCGGCCAUGAAAAUGGAAAUGGUUGUCCAGGCCCCACAGGCUGGCGUGGUCAAGAAAUUGGAAAUCAGCAAUGGCAUGAAAUUGGAGGGUGAUGAUCUCAUCAUGAUUAUCGAGUAAAUUCUUUCUCUUCUCACCAAAUGGCCAGAGUGAAAGAAUUGAGAACAAGAGACCAUGCUGCCCGCCCCGUGCCCCUUUCCCUAACCCCUUCCUAUCCAUCUGAAAACAAAAAAUGGAUUACUUUAAGUGAAAUGUGAAAAGUCGUGAUAGUCCUAGAACCGAACAUCCUCGUUUUUGUAAAUCUUUAAAAAUAUGUAUCAAAUAUCUUUGGAAAUCUUUAAAACGAAAAACGAAAAGAAAAUUAUCAUAUGUAUAGUUCUAUAUACACAUAAACAUAUACAUAUAUACCUAUGUACAUAUGUAUGUAUUUAUAGUACGUGUUUUAGUCAGCUCGCGCACAAAAACCAACAAAUUUUUAUUGUCGAUUUUUUGUAUGCCAAAUUAAAGUACCCCCUCCUUCGUCUGAACCAGAUUCUGUGUAGCGAAUAUUUCCUAAGUGGUUAUAAAUGUUGAAUAAUAUCUAUUUUGAAAUAAAUGUUAAAUACUA